UGGAAUUCUAAGGGGGUCACAGAAACGGUUGCAUCGCGAUUGAUUUUUGGCAAAGACGCCUCCUGAAUUCCUCUCUUCACUCCUUACAUGGACGCUCACAUCAUAGAUCCUCGACGAUGACCAGCACUUCUGCGGCGUGAUCUCGAAAUAAAUGGCGGGGAUGGGUGUCAACAUCAUGGCCGAUACGGGCCUCCUCGACAUCGGUAUCCUCAGAUCCAUCCUGCUUCCCAACCUAGCCUUUUCAUCAUCUCUCAUCUUGCCAUCCUAUCUUCUUCAACGUUUUCAGGUCCCAAUCUCGCCCAGUUCCUUCUGGACAGCGGCGACUCUUGGAAACACGUACUGGCUAGCAGUUGCACCAGGCCUGAGAACCCAAACCCUCCACACAGCAUUACGCCAUAUCCCUAGAUCAAGAUGGCUCUUCUUAGCUGGAUUAACAAUCUCCUCACUCCGGCUGAUCUGGAGCGAUCUAUCAGAACGCGAAUACAGCAGUCUCACGUCCAAACCAGCCAGUGACCAACUCUUUAUGCAUGGUGCAGGUCACUCUAAUGACAGCUGGACUCGAUACCUUCAAGAUUGGGGAGGACGAAUCCUUGUUCACGCCUUGAUCACUUUACCUCUUCUGACGCCUUUCAGACCGAUAUCCUACCCCAUCUUUGGAUGUCCCGUGGAGGACAUCUCGUCCAUCAGAAUCGCGGCCGCUGCUUUGUGGUCUCUGAGCCAGGUCAUAGGUAUUCUCGGCUCGCUGCCUGGACAUAGCCUGGGUCUGCAUGACAGCGUCAGACAUCCAGAGUCCUUGGCCAACGUUCUCGAAAGCACUGCAUACGCGAUCUUCCUCUUUUCCGAGAACCUCCUCAAUCCGUUCUUCCUCCUCUCUCCCAUCGUCACAUAUCUCGGGGCAAGGUACCGAGACUCCGAGGCAGAUCAAGAGUUACAGGACAAGCUUGCAAGGGACGAUCCAGCAGAGUAUCUGCACUUGAAGGACAAGUGGAAUGAUUCCAACUCAUUCUGGCCAGGGCUCAGCAGCUUGAAGCAAAGAUGGACCUGGCUAGCCACGGGUGUAGGGGCCGCAAUGGCGGUAUUGGCGAGCUCGGGCGUCCUGAGAAUGGAAUAGGAUCUAGCCAAACUCGGGGGUUGGAGAAGAUCCAGGUUCAUGCAAAAACCCAAAUGCGCUGCUA
Molecule: messenger RNA, 1175 nt
Organism: Kockovaella imperatae
Lineage: Eukaryota; Fungi; Basidiomycota; Tremellomycetes; Tremellales; Cuniculitremaceae
Exons: 2
Coding region: 152-1111 (319 amino acids)
Source: RefSeq, a predicted model, not a curated record